This is a messenger RNA of Tribolium castaneum (red flour beetle), 2027 nucleotides long. RefSeq names its product protein jim lovell. NCBI's taxonomy places the organism in Eukaryota, Metazoa, Arthropoda, Insecta, Coleoptera, Tenebrionidae. Gene Ontology annotation, cellular component: nucleus. The record is from RefSeq and is a predicted model, not a curated record. The transcript has 6 exons. Gene Ontology annotation, biological process: regulation of transcription by RNA polymerase II. The coding region runs from base 602 to 1252 and encodes 216 amino acids. Gene Ontology annotation, molecular function: protein binding.
UUGCAGCUAUCCAUUCCAUUCCAUGCACCGUCGAUGUCUUGUUUGUGUUAACCUUCUAUCUCACAUGAAUCGAGCUGUAAUAUAGUCGGCCAAGCGUGUAAAGUGUGUUAAAAAUCGUACGUGGACGAGGACUUCUUCGUUGAGCGAGCUGAACCUAGCCUGUGACCCACUACUAGCUAUCGACAAUCACAACUACUACGAACAUGAAGGCAUUUGACUUGUAGCACUCUCGAAGACAGUGUCUAGUGUCUUGCGGAAGACUGGACAAGUGAACACGAGUUGGGUCCGGCUGGUGAUAAACUGUGCCCCGUGUGAACCUUGACCUUAGCAAAAAAAAUCGGGGUGCGAGAUUUUUUCCGAAGUCGGCUCAGGUGAUGUGUGCAAACUGCUUUCGCUUGAGAAUAAUUUAAUGUAAAUAGAGUUAAUGUUUAUUAAUAAUCCUUAUAUGUAAGACCUCGUUGCGGUGUAGUGACAUAAACACGAGUGUGUGGCAAUACGAAUUAAAAACAUUUAACUCAAUAAUGGGAUAAAACAAGUAUUUUCGCUAAACUCCAGCUCAAGCAUCCUUUUACGUUUUCGCGACACGUAGCGCUGAGUGAAGAUGUUAAAUUGCACGGAUCUAGAGUGUAUUCUUCAUCAUCAUCACUACUACGCCCACCUGCACCACCUCAAACAUGGAACACAUGUGGAAGAAGGAGCGAUGUCUACUGAGACAGAGGGAAUUAGCGAUGAGACGAUACGAGGCUUACUCAAUGACACUGAUUCGGAGUUAUCCAAUCUAUCACAUCUCGAUGCACCGAACGAGAGUCUGUACAUGAUUGGGGGAGUUUGUGUGGCCAUGUUUAUGGUGGGAGUCAUCAUAGUCCUGCUGGCUGUGACGAUUAGCAAAUUGAGGAAGCGCGAGGAGCACAGUAAUAGUGUGCACCCAGCGGACGUUGUUCUUCACCAAACGACACCAGCUGCUGCCACCCAGACGCCGACGGCCCCUCAGGCCCUGCAGCCUGAUCCCUUGGCCUACCGCGGACAGUUCCUCUGGCAAUAUCCCCCGCCUCCGCCGCAACCCUACAUGUACAACAAUGACCAGGAUACUCUUGUGCAGAAUCUUCCCACGGAGCGGCCGGGGUUCGUCCGCGGCUUCCGCAAGAAUUUGGGCGGUCGCUGGCGACGUCUCGUUAAGAGGAAGCCGCCGACAGAGGUGUAUACCAUUCCAGCCGAGCUGAAGCCUCAGCUGAAGCAGAUUUACGUUUAUUGAUGGUGUGACCUCGGCGGGGCAGCGGCCCUGGAUGCGGUCACUACCAAGACACUUCCUUCCUGCAGCUUCUCGGCGUCUGGAAGCUGAGUCGGCCUUCCUCAAUGAGACUGAUUAAUAUUAAAGUUUAGUUUAUCACUCGUAUGGAUCUUCACUCCAAUGUGACAAAGGAGCUUAGGUUUAGUUGAUAGUCGCUGUAAAUAUCAUUAGGGUUAGUCCUACUUCGCAGACUAAAUUCAAAAACGAACAUUUGUGAUUUUAUUCGAUAACUGCACGUUGCUCCCCGAUUUAUCCGGAGGGUUUGGCGUGCUGAUAUUUUAUUAGGAAAUUGUCAUGCGCUUCUCUAGAUAAAUUUACAUUAAUUUGUAGUGAUUUUUAGCUUAGUUAUAAUAUUGUGACUCAUAUUGAGUUCGGCAUUCUUGAAUGUUGUGAUUUUUAAGUAUUUUUUCUGAAUACACAUUCAUGAAUCUCCAGUUUUGCUAUCGGUCAAUAAACUUGUUCUGUAUGAAUUAUGUAGCUUAUGGGAUGAAGCAUCCGGUCUUCUCAUACUAGUCAGAUUAUUGCUAAGUAAUUGUAUCAGACGUUGAAAGGAAUAUUUUAAUAUUGCAGUAAAUUAUUUUCAGUAUUAUAAUUAAUUUAUUAUGAUAUUUAUGAUAGCACAAAUGGUUUCAAAUUGAAUGAUGAUAGCAAAUGAAAAUUAGUUACCUACAUAUCAGGCCAAUGUUCAUGUAAAUAAAGCAAUAACAAAAUACUACAAAAUAAAUUGUUACUUUUUGAA